AUGAAAGCAGUCACGCAGGCAUUCGUCGCUAGCUCUGUGGUCUUCUGUGGCGUCGCAGAGGCCAAAAGAAAUUACCAGCGAAGCUCGAAUUCGUCAUUCAACGUCUUGGAUUAUGUAGAUCCGUUGAUAGGAAGCGCCAAUGGAGGCCAUGUGUUUGCUGGCGCUUCGCUGCCCUUUGGCAUGGCCAAGGCAGUUGCCGAUUCGAACGCGGACAACCAAGGUGGCUUCGCCUCAGACAGUAGUAGCAUUACCGGGUUCAGCCAUAUGCAUGACUCGGGAACUGGAGGUGCCUCCUCGCUCGGAAACUUUCCUUUAUUCGCCAACCCAGGAUGCCCUGGAGACGACCUCAACCAGUGUGUUUACCGGAUCCAGAACAGAUCGGUGGGAUUUAGCAAUGAGACUCUUGUCGCACAGCCCGGAUACUUUAGCAUCGACCUUGACAGCGGAGUCAAGGGAGAAGCCACUGUGACGAACCACACUGCGCUAUAUAGAUUUACAUUCCCCAAAGACACGACUACUGCGCCUAUGAUUUUCGCUGAUUUGAUCGAUCUGCCGCUUAGUAGGUCGAAUGGCACGGCAUCGGUAGACCCGGAUUCUGGUCGUGUCUCUGGUUCUGGAACGUUUGUUCCAAGUUUCGGCAUUGGUUCCUAUGACCUUCACUUUUGUGCAGAUUUUUCGGGGGCCGACAUUCACGAUACUGGUGUAUUCGUCAACAACCGAGCUGGGAAUGAGCCCAAGACUGUGAAAACGCUGGACGACAGCGUCAAUGACAACGAUUCUCUCUCGGCGGGCGCAUUCGUCCGCUUUAAAGCCGGAACCACUUCUGUCAUUGCCCGGGUUGGACUAAGUUUCAUCAGCGUUGAGCAGGCGUGCUCCAAUGGCGAGAAGGAGAUUCCCAAAUUCGAUUUUGGUUCUACGAAGAAGGCAGCCCAAAAUAUCUGGAAGAAGAAGCUGGGCGUAAUCAGCGUCGAUGCUACUGGGGUGUCAACCGACCUGCAAACGGUAUUUUGGAGCGGUGCGUACAGGGCGAUGCUGAGCCCUCAGGACUAUACCGGAGAGAAUCCUCUCUGGAACAGCAGUGAACCGUACUACGACAGUUAUUACUGUAUCUGGGACUCAUACCGCAGCAUCCAUCAACUUUUGACUAUUGUUGACCCUCAUUCCCAGUCGCGAAUGAUUCGGAGCUUAGUUGAUAUUUACCGCCAUGAAGGGUAUCUCCCCGACUGCCGCAUGUCCUUGUGCAAAGGAUACACACAGGGCGGGUCCAAUGCCGACGUUUUGAUUGCCGAAGCAUACCUCAAAAACAUCACCGAUAUUGACUGGGCCACCGCAUAUGAAGCUGUCGUCAAAGACGCCGAAGUCGAGCCUGCUAACUGGGCUGUCGAAGGCCGCGGUGGCCUUGCCAGUUGGAAAAGCCUAGGCUAUAUCCCCACCGACGACUUUGAUCCGCACGGCCAGGGUCUUUUGACGAGGAGUAUCUCUCGGACGGUCGAGUAUGCAUACAAUGACUACUGCAUUGCCAUUCUUGCAAAGGCACUCGGCAAGUCUGACGACCACGACAAGUACAUCAAGCGUGCGACGAACUGGAACAACAUGUUCGACUCCAAAACCACGUCUCUUGGGUAUACUGGCUUCUUGCAGGUCAAGUACGCAAAUGGUACAUGGGGCUACCAAAACCCGCAACUCUGUACACCUUUGCUCGACUUUCCAGAGUGCUACCUCAACCCGGCAGGCCAUGAGACAUACGAAGGAAGUACCUGGCUAUACACAUUCUAUGUUCCGCAGGACAUGGCCUCGCUGAUUACGACUCUUGGAGGACGCGAGGACUUUGUCGACCGACUGACAUACUUUCACAAUUCUGGUCUGCUUUAUGUCGGAGACGAGCAAGCGUUCCUCACAGUUUAUCAAUUCCACUAUGCCGGACGACCAGGUCUUUCAGCCAAACAGGCGCAUGCAUAUAUCCCCUCGCAAUUCAAUACCUCAAUCUCUGGUAUCCCCGGUAACGACGAUAGCGGAGCGAUGGGAUCGUUCUCGACGUUGAGCAUGAUUGGACUGUGGCCGGUUCAUGGACAAGACGUGUACCUGAUCAGCUCUCCGUUCUUCAAAGAGGUAAACAUUACGCAUGGCAUUACAGGAAACGUGGCGACGAUCCGCAAUCCCAAUUUCGAUCCUAGUUAUACAAAUAUCUACAUUCAGAACGUGACCAGAGAUGGAAAAGCAUGGUCGAAGAACUGGAUCGAGCAUGCCUUUUUCGAGAAGGGCGGUGUACUUGAGAUCACUACAGGUGCUGACGAGAGUUCAUGGGGGACAGCCGUUGAGGAUUUGCCUCCUAGCAUAGGUGCAUACAAAUUCUAG
Messenger RNA from Talaromyces rugulosus, 2355 nucleotides. RefSeq lists its product as uncharacterized. The transcript has 5 exons. The record is from RefSeq and is a predicted model, not a curated record. The coding region runs from base 1 to 2355 and encodes 784 amino acids. Lineage: Eukaryota; Fungi; Ascomycota; Eurotiomycetes; Eurotiales; Trichocomaceae. Gene Ontology annotation, cellular component: cytosol; nucleus. Gene Ontology annotation, molecular function: peptide-N4-(N-acetyl-beta-glucosaminyl)asparagine amidase activity; carbohydrate binding. Gene Ontology annotation, biological process: carbohydrate metabolic process; protein deglycosylation; glycoprotein catabolic process.